UUAAGUGGAUUAUAGAAAUCUCUAAAUGUGUAACUGUUUUUCAAAGGAUUUAGCAUCAAUAAAUCAUUUUUAUUUUUCGUGAAAUGAUUGUUAGUAUCGUAAAUCAUUAGGAUGAAAACAACAGCGGAAAGCUCAUGUGAAGUGAGAAGGUGCAAGGUACCUUGCGAGACAUGUAAAGCUUGCAAAUGCAAGCAAAAUGACAUUUAUCCAAAUGACAUCAAGGCAAAUGACACCCAGCCAAAAGAUAACUUGUCAACAUGUAUCAAGGCAAAUUUUAUCCAGUCAAAUGUCAUUCAUCCAAAUGCUACCAACCGAAAUGACAUUCAGCCAAAUGUCAUCAAUACUAUCGUAAACAAGCCAAAUGACAUCCCGUUAAAUGAAACCCUAUCAAAUGACUCCCACAACAAUGACAUAGAGCAGAGCCGCACCAAACUGGAUGACAUACAGCAACAUGACAUCAAAACAAAUGUCAUCUUGACCUAUCCUACAAUCGGAUGCUUCACUGGGAUCUACAGCGUCGCCAUCUUGAUUACCUCAACGUUGACGUCAUACGUCAACUCACAGGUGACUACACUUGAAAGACAGUUCGGCUUCAGUUCCAAGCAGACUGGACUAAUCACUUCCGCCAAUGACGUAGGUUUUCUCACCUGUGUGUUGCUGACAAGUUACCUGGCUUCCAGGAUCAACAUCCCGAAAUUUCUGGGUAUAUCCUGCCUCUUGUAUGGGUUUUCUGGCCUCGUGUGCUCGAUGCCACACUUCCUGUUUGGUCUGGCGCAAGGUGACAACUUUAACGUGACGGCGCCGGAAGGAUCCGUUCCAGGAAUCGUAUGUCGCAGCAACGUCAGCACUACAGCUUGUCUCACAAAGGGAGAGCAUGGACAUUCAAGCGAAAGUUCACAACAUCACGUGACUACCGUAUCUCUGGUCAUCAUCGUGGCCGGGAUGAUGCUGCAGGGGGUGGGGAAGUCCCCCCGGGCCUGCCUGUUCAUCAAGUACGUGGAUGACAAUACGAAGAGGACCAACACAGGCUUUCUAGCAGGAAUCGCAAUGACAGCAGGUAUCUUGGGACCAGCCGGUGCUUUCUUCCUAGGGGGCGUGUUCAGCAAGAUGCACGUGACACUUCAAGAUACCAACCUGACACCCCUCCACCCUAAAUGGAUCGGCGCCUGGUGGCUAGGCUAUGUACUGAUUGGCUGUGCUUCCCUUAUAGCAGCUAUACCUCUUUUCUUCUUUCCAAAGACGAUCCAAAGCCAGAAGUCAAAAUCGUCUGAGUUGACUGCUCGUUCCCCCAAUAAAGACAACUUACAAUCUACUAAGCUCUUGCUAGACAGUGUACCCUGUGAAAAUAUACCAAUGGAUAAUAUAACACAAUCGGUUGAUACAACAACUAGAGAAAAUAGACUAUUGAUGGAUACAACUAGAGAAAAUAGACUAUUGAUGGAUACAACUAGAGAAAAUGAGCCAAAAGCUAUAGUAACACUCGAAGAUUUUCAAGAAAAAGAAAGUUAUAUGUCAAAGGUUAAAAGAAAGCGACAGAUGAAUAAAGCUGCACUUGUUUUCAGCCACUUCAAAGGUUUCUGCAUGUGCAUGCGCCGACUACUCACCAACCCUGUGUACAUGUGCGUAGUCGUGUCCAACUGUUUUAUCAUCUUCAACGUGAGCGGAGGGUCAGCUUUUGGCGCUAAAUACUUGGAGAACAUGUUCAACCUCCCUGCUUACAAGGCUAAUUAUAUUCUAGCUGGUCAAACCUUCACCGCCUCCUGUCUGGGAGUUUUCAUUGGUGGUUUCGUCACUCGCAGACUUAAGAUGACCCCACUGGCAGCUCUCAAGUUCACCAUCGUCGUCUACGUCAUAGCUCUGGCUGGUACAGCCGCGGGCUUUUUCUUGCAGUGUGAGCAGCCAGCUGUACAUGGGAGGUCGAGAGAACAAAUAGAAUGCAAUCGAGAUUGUGAUUGUAAAGACGAGAGUUAUUUCCCCGUAUGUGGGCAAGAUGGUAUAACGUAUUACUCCCCUUGCCUUGCCGGGUGUUCUGGGUUCGACAAGGUGUACACAAACUGCACGUGUGUACCUGGGGGUGAGGCUAGAAUUGGCACCUGUGAUUACGGAUGCUGGCACCUGUAUGUGUAUGUUUUAUGUAUGGGCAUCAGGCAGCUGUUCAGUCCUAUGUCGGUCGUGCCUAAGGUGAUCGUGGUUAUAAGAUCUGUGAAUAGAGCUGACAGAGCCAUGGCUGUUGGCUUGAAUGCUUUUGUCACUUCCAUUUUUGGCUGGCUAUUGGGCCCGGUGGUGUUUGGGAUGAUGAUUGACGGUAUCUGCGUCAUCUGGGAGGCGGGUUGUGGGGGGAGGGGCCGCUGCCUGCUGUACGACCACGCCAUCUUGAAGCGGAAGUUCCACGCCUACAUUGCCGUGCCCUCCCUCCUCUCCUUGCUGUUCAUCGUCGCCGCCUACGUCUACGGCAGGUGCACCAAAUCGAUGAACCGUGACGAGGAUGCAAAUGUUGCGGAAAGAUUAGAUUUUGACUUAUCAGUUUAAAGCUUCGAAAAUAUGUUGCGGGUAAAUAUUAUUUUAAAGAAUGUAACUAUCGGACAUGUUCUUACAAUAUUUAGCUUGUUAAUUAAUUAAAAUGAAAACUUUAAUUAGGCCAAACCAAAGUUGUCUUCGUCGUUGACUGCAUUAUACGAGAUAGAUGAAAUGGGAGUCGAUUCAUAACAUACUUUUUGUUAUGUUUUUUUUAUUAUUUUGUUAGAAUCUUAUGCUA
Molecule: messenger RNA, 2755 nt
Organism: Physella acuta
Lineage: Eukaryota; Metazoa; Mollusca; Gastropoda; Physidae
Product: solute carrier organic anion transporter family member 2A1-like
Biological process (GO): transmembrane transport; sodium-independent organic anion transport
Cellular component (GO): basolateral plasma membrane
Molecular function (GO): protein binding
Source: RefSeq, a predicted model, not a curated record